GCCUUCCUUCCCCCUCCUGCCUCCCCUGCUCAUUCAUUUAACAAAGGGAGUUGUCUUCAGCCCUCGGGGGGGAGCCGUUUGGAGCCGCACGUUUUGGGGGUCCCGGGCAGAGGUUUGAGGGGCCAGGGACGAGGAGUUUCCUAGGUUUUCAGCUCGGUGGUGACAGUGGUGUCUGUGUGGCUGCUGUUUAUUACUCUUUUGUGUCCAUUGCCUCUUGUCCUGUUGCUGGAUACCACCAAGAGGAGCCUGGUUGCACCUUUACACCUCCAGCAGUAACGGCCUCCCAGCUGAAGAUGUCUAACAAUGGAGUGGAGACAGAAGACAAACCACCUGCUCCUCCAAUGAGAAAUACCAGCACUAUGAUUGGAUCAGGAAGCAAAGAUGCUGGGACUUUAAACCAUGGCUCCAAACCUUUGCCUCCCAACCCAGAGGAGAAGAAGAGGAAGGACCGAUUUUACCGAGCCAUUUUACCGGGAGAUAAAACCAAUAAAAAGAAAGAGAAAGAGCGGCCAGAGAUCUCCCUGCCUUCAGACUUUGAGCACACCAUUCAUGUGGGGUUUGAUGCGGUCACAGGAGAAUUCACAGGCAUGCCAGAGCAAUGGGCACGUUUACUGCAGACUUCCAACAUCACCAAGUCGGAGCAGAAGAAGAACCCUCAGGCAGUGCUGGAUGUGCUGGAGUUUUACAACUCCAAGAAGAUCUCCAACAGCCAGAAGUACAUGAGUUUCACAGAUAAAUCAACAGAGGACUACAAUUCAUCCAACACACUGAAUGUGAAGUCUGUCUCUGAGACCCCUGCAGUGCCCUCAGUGUCUGAAGAUGAAGAUGAUGAAGACGAUGCAGCUCCACCCCCUGUGAUAGCUCCGCGACCUGAACACACAAAAUCUAUAUACACCCGCUCGGUGAUAGAACCCCUUCCUCCUCCUACCAGGGACGUGGCCACCUCUCCUAUUUCUUCUCCAUCUGAAAACAGCACAACAGCACCUGACAUGCUGGUCAGGAACACAGAGAAACAAAAGAAAAAGCCAAAAAUGUCAGAUGAAGAGAUCCUGGAAAAAUUAAGGAGUAUUGUGAGUGUGGGAGAUCCAAAAAAGAAGUACACCUGCUUUGAGAAGAUUGGGCAAGGAGCCUCAGGUACAGUUUACACAGCAAUGGAUGUAGCUACAGGACAGGAGGUUGCCAUCAAACAGAUGAAUUUGCAGCAGCAGCCCAAAAAAGAACUGAUUAUAAAUGAAAUCCUUGUGAUGAGGGAAAACAAAAACCCCAACAUUGUCAACUACUUGGACAGCUACCUUGUAGGAGAAGAGCUCUGGGUGGUCAUGGAGUACUUGGCAGGAGGCUCCCUGACAGAUGUUGUGACAGAGACCUGCAUGGACGAAGGACAGAUCGCAGCUGUGUGCCGAGAGUGUCUCCAAGCUCUGGAAUUCCUCCAUUCAAACCAAGUUAUUCACAGGGACAUCAAGAGUGACAACAUCCUGCUGGGAAUGGAUGGCUCUGUCAAACUGACUGACUUUGGCUUCUGUGCCCAGAUCACUCCUGAGCAGAGCAAACGCAGCACCAUGGUGGGGACUCCCUACUGGAUGGCGCCUGAAGUGGUGACGAGGAAAGCAUAUGGGCCCAAAGUGGACAUCUGGUCACUGGGGAUCAUGGCCAUCGAGAUGAUCGAAGGAGAGCCUCCCUACCUCAAUGAGAACCCCCUGAGAGCUCUGUAUCUCAUUGCCACUAAUGGGACUCCAGAGCUGCAGAACCCAGAGAAGCUUUCGCCCAUAUUCAGAGACUUCCUAAAUCGCUGUCUUGAAAUGGACGUGGAAAAGAGAGGCUCUGCAAAAGAGCUGCUCCAGCACCAGUUCCUGAAAAUUGCAAAACCUCUGUCUAGUCUCACCCCUCUGAUUAUUGCAGCUAAAGAGGCAGCCAAGAACAACCACUGAAGUGGUGGAGUCGACACGCUCGGCACGUGAAGACUUUCAGAUGUUCAUUUCAGAGACUCAGUUACCUGCCCCUCUCCCCUUCUGCUCCUGCUUCACGGGGCUGCUCUUAAACUUUGCUCUGCCCUGAAGGGUGCCAGAGGUGUUGCUCACUGAAGGUGGAAGGGCAAGCAGCAGGGACGUCGCUGGUCUUCCACAGCCGCCUUCCCAUCCUCGCGACGGGGGUGAGCGGGGAAUUUUCCGUGGCUGAGCAGAUCCUUCUGAGAGCGUCUGAGCCUGACCCAACGUAGCAAAGCCAGUUUGUUUUCAUGUUUCUUACUGUGUUUGUUUUUAAAAAAUCAUGUGGAGCCUUAGACCAUGUUUAUCUUAAUAAAUUAAAUCUUGUGCUGCCUGGACUUCUCCUGCUUCUGGCUAGCUGCUGUUAGACCACUGAGGCUGCUCUGUGCUUUGGACGACUGGAGGAAGCCGGCAGCAGACGUGUGAACAGCUGUAACAACUGAAAGGGGAAUGAGGGUGUGAAGGCUCGUCUCCUACAGCACUGCUGGAUGCUUCCAGGGAGCAUGGAGAAGGCUUCUGUGUGCUUCCUGCAGCUGCGGGAGAACUUCCUGGAUGAUCUUUUUUGCCAGAUUGUGUGAACUAGGGGGACUCCUCCUCUCCCUUUAGUUUCAACUCCGCUAGUUUAAAGAGAGCUCAAACUUUUCUGAUGUUCUAGAGGGUGAAUCACAUGGGGGAAAAAAAUGGCAGAGGGCUCUUUUAGGGUUAUUUUAUCAGUGCUGUGAGGCUUCUUAGAGACCCUUGCCCUGUAUGAUACAGCAAACAGAGCAAUUACCCUUGUAAAGAUAAGAUUUGCCUGCAAAAUGAUGCUGAAAACUCUUCUUGAGAGCAAGUCCAAUGGAAAACGAACUGAUCAUGGAUACUGCUUUCUCCUUGGAGACGUGGAGAAUGUUAAUUUUUGGAAAUGAGAGUGGUUGCUUUAUGCUACUGAUUCCUUUUGGUUGCUAAUAGUCUGUAAAAAGAGCAGGGAACCUGGAAAACUGAGGUGUAAACACUGGGCUUGUGUUCAACUGUACACUGAUUUUUAAUAAAAUGAUGACUGCUGCCUUUCUUAACUUGGGGCUGAGGGAGGAUCAGAGAAGUCACUCUCCCCAAACAGGUCUGGUGGUGUCGUCACAGGAUGCUUGGAUGUGUUGAAUGACGUAAGGUAACCUUCUCUCCUGCUCCUCCUUCUGCAGGCCUCUGGGGCACUGAGUGACUCUCAAGGGAGUGACUUUACACAGAAAGUGGAGAAAAGACCUGUGUUGUAUCUGGGGGCGCUGCUUUCUCUGGAAUCCUUUGGUCUGUUACCUUGUCUCUCUCCCCGGCGCAUGUGUUGCGCAGAAAGCUCAUUCCUGUGUCAUGCUGAGACCUGCUGCUGGCUCAGCCCUUUCCUCCCUGCACCUGGGUUUCAAUUCAAAUGUAUUUCCCCUGUCCAUGCAAUACAUGGCAGCUCUUACACUAAUUUUACUGGGUGUAGGCAGAGUUUGUGAGGUCUUUUGCUUCUAUGGUGCCUUCUCUCGUCCUUUUGUGCUUCAGCCUGGGAACUGUUUGUCUCAAGACUCAAGCCUGAAGUCCGGUGCCACUGCAGCUUCUUCCCCUUCGCGUGCCUAUGUUUC
Messenger RNA from Dryobates pubescens (Downy woodpecker), 3577 nucleotides. It is a transcript of the gene PAK1, whose product is annotated as p21 (RAC1) activated kinase 1. The transcript is spliced from 17 exons. Gene Ontology annotation, biological process: intracellular signal transduction; regulation of actin cytoskeleton organization; regulation of MAPK cascade. Lineage: Eukaryota; Metazoa; Chordata; Aves; Piciformes; Picidae. Bases 294 to 1928 code for a protein of 544 amino acids. Gene Ontology annotation, molecular function: protein serine/threonine kinase activity; ATP binding. Gene Ontology annotation, cellular component: cytoplasm. The record is from RefSeq and is a predicted model, not a curated record.